Messenger RNA from Bradysia coprophila, 1863 nucleotides. Its product is annotated as facilitated trehalose transporter Tret1-like. Gene Ontology annotation, biological process: transmembrane transport. Lineage: Eukaryota; Metazoa; Arthropoda; Insecta; Diptera; Sciaridae. Gene Ontology annotation, cellular component: membrane. The record is from RefSeq and is a predicted model, not a curated record. Gene Ontology annotation, molecular function: transmembrane transporter activity.
AUGAGCGUGUUCCAGCCCAUAAAUGGUCCGUUGAAGGACGAAGGCGACAUCAAAAUCGUCGACGCAACAGCUGAAGCGUUCAAAGAAUUUCUGCGCUUCUUCUACUACAACGAGGUCGAUGUUCGCAUGGAACAUGUGUCGGGGUCAUGUAUCUCGGCCGAAAAUCAGACUGUGAUUACUGCUCUUGGCCUGGCCAUCUUUUAUGAAGAGAAGCAGCUGCAGAAAUCGUGCGAAUCAUUCAUUGCAGCCAAUUUGCAUAAAGUUUUGAAAUCUGAGAAUUUUCUCGUUUGUGAUCGCCGGGUGCUGGAGCACAUUCUGAAAAUGGAUUGUCUUGCGUGUUCCGAAACGGUACUGUUUGAAGCAUUGAACACACUCCACGUGUACAAACACAAGAUUAAUAAAAUUUCAUUUUCCUUCAACCAUCCCUUUCCAGCUUCUAUACCGGCACUACUUUGCCCCGUUGGUGGAUUCAUCUGUAGCUGUACGUUAGACAAAUUCGGACGAAAACGAACUUUGUAUCUCGUAAAUCUAAUCGCCAUAACGUCUUGGCUCAUUCUCACAUUCGCAAGCACCUCCGACAGAGAUGUAAUGUUUGCGCAGAUAAUUGCAGCGCGUAUCAUCAUUGGCAUAUCGACUGGAUUUUCCACUGGUCCAUCGAGUGUCUACACAGCCGAAAUCGCCCAUCCAAAAAUUAGAGGGCGAUUAGUGGUGCUCGGCUCCUGUUCGAUAGCAACUGGUAUCAUGUUGAUUUAUAUGCUCGGGUUUUUCAUACCAACAAAUUGGCGGCUGAUAAGUGGCAUUGCGUGUGGAAUUUCUGUAGCCGCCACGAUCUUACUGUCAUUCAUACCUGAAUCUCCGAAUUGGUUGGCGUCGAAGGGUCGCAUCGACGAAGCCGAAAAAUCUCUUAGACUGUUCAAGGGGCUGCCGCGCGUGGGAAGCUUCACAAAUCCGGAGCUGAGCAACGAGAUCACACACCUCCAACACCAGAGUCGUACGCGAAAUGAACAGAACGAAACUGUUAUGGACAAACUGACCAGACCGGAAGUGUACAAGCCAAUGGGUAUCAUGAUCGGAUUUUUUGCGUUCCAACAGUUUUGCGGGAUCUUCAUCGUCAUCGUGUAUGCGGUGUCAUUUUCGCAAGCAGCCGGCGUUAAUUUGGAUCCUUUCUUGUGUGCGGUUCUGAUUGGUGCUACCCGUCUCGUUGCCACCUUUGGCAUUAUGUUCGUGUUGGAUUCGGUGGGUCGACGCAUUCCCACUAUGUUAUCCGGCUUUUCCAUGGCUGUUUGCAUGUUCAGUUUGAUGAUUUACACGAAGUACUACGCGGACACACUGACAUGGAUUCCAGUCACGUUAAUCUUAUUAUUUGUCCUGUGCAGUACUAUCGGUUUACUAACGAUCCCGUUUACGCUACUGGGCGAAAUGUAUCCAGCUAACGCACGCGGACUGGCAUCCGGUAUAACAUUAAGCGUUGCAUUUACCUUGACGUUUGUUGUUGUAAAACUCUAUCCCACAUUUAUUGAUGCGUUUGGCCACAACAAUUUGUUUUUGUUCUUCGGUGUAAUGUCCUUGUUGAGCAUGGUCUACGUUUAUUUCCUGGUACCAGAGACCAAGGGUAAGACUUUGAAGGAAAUCGGAGAAAUGUUUCGCAAGAAGUCAAUUGUUGACGUUAAAGAGGGCUACUUAAGGGUAGACGUUGAAAACUAGAUUGGAGUGAGAUGAUAGGAUUGAGUUUCUCGCAAUUUCGAGAAAAUGAAGAAGUCACAUUUUCCAAAGCUGUUAACUUUGGGGAGGUCACGCAGAUACGUGAGUGACGUAUCAUAGUUGACGAUAAAAUGGUGGAUUUCAUACAAAAAUUCACCUCCU